UCCUCACCUUUAUCAUUUCCUUCCUCAACCACCCUCUCUCUCUCUCUCUCUCUCUCUCUCUCUCUCUCUCUCUCUCGCGUCACUUGCCGUUUCGCUUCCUUCCGAAACCGUCUUCUCCAAACUUAAGACUAAUUGAGGAUAAACGAAUAACAUGUGCGCUCACGCUUCGCAGCUCGACCAAGAGCAACUCAUCGAGAAACUCGAGAUCUUCAAGAUCCAUGGAAGAGAUAAGCAGGGGCGUAAGAUCCUUCGCAUUAUAGGCAAAUUUUUCCCUGCUCGGUUUCUGAGUUUGGAUGUGCUAAAGAGUUACUUGGAGGAGAAGAUCUAUCCUCGCCUAGGGGAUAAGCCGUUCUCUGUGUUGUAUGUUCAUACCGGAGUCCAAAGGAGCGAGAAUUUUCCUGGAAUCUCAGCCUUGCGAUCUGUCUACGAUGCUAUACCGAUCAACCUCAAGAACAAUAUCCGGGCCGUUUACUUCGUUCAUCCAGGCUUACAGGCCAGGCUCUUCCUCGCCACCUUUGGCCGUCUUCUCUUCAGCGGCGGGCUGUACGGGAAGCUGAAGUAUAUCAGCAGGACUGACUAUCUGUGGGACCAUGUAAGAAGGAAUGAGAUUGAGAUUCCUGAAUUUGUUUAUGAUCAUGAUGAGGAUUUGGAGUACCGUCCGAUGAUGGAUUAUGGAUUGGAAAGUGAUCAUCCUAGAGUAUACGGUGCACCCACGAUGGAUUCUCCUGUGCCUGUGUACUCCAUGAGGUGUAUUUCGUAACGUGAAAAGAUAAAUUGAACGGAAAAAGGUUGGAGUUUGUUGUUGGAACAUAAGCUUAUAGAGAUCGAUUGGCGAGGUGCGCCUUAUUUUAUGGAUAUCAGACCUAUGAUCUGGCCGAGUGGGAGGGAGAGGGAGAGGGAGAUUGAACUAAUGUACUUAGUUUUAUAUUGGGUGAGUUGUUAAGAGGAUAAAUGUUUAUUUUUAUUCUUCUUGUUGGAUUUCAAGUUGAAUCCAGGGAUGUCUCUUUCCUUGGUAAAAGGUAUUUAAAAGAGAGGAUUACAUA
Messenger RNA from Manihot esculenta (cassava), 1043 nucleotides. Its product is annotated as rho GTPase-activating protein 1. The transcript has 3 exons. Bases 152 to 760 code for a protein of 202 amino acids. The record is from RefSeq and is a predicted model, not a curated record. NCBI's taxonomy places the organism in Eukaryota, Viridiplantae, Streptophyta, Magnoliopsida, Malpighiales, Euphorbiaceae.